Molecule: messenger RNA, 840 nt
Organism: Punctularia strigosozonata HHB-11173 SS5
Lineage: Eukaryota; Fungi; Basidiomycota; Agaricomycetes; Corticiales; Punctulariaceae
Exons: 2
Coding region: 1-840 (279 amino acids)
Molecular function (GO): nucleic acid binding
Source: RefSeq, a predicted model, not a curated record
AUGGCCAUAGGGACAACCGACGCCGAACAAGUAUUCCUCUUCGAUGCAUUAACCCUAGACGCAUCGGGACACCCUGCACAGCGUCUAUUCAAUCUUCUUCGCGAUCCUCGCAAGCGCAAACUUGUAUGGGAUGGCCGCAUGGACUUCAUCGAGAUAUGGUCCGUAUACGGGAUACCCCUCAACGGUGUGCUCGAUUUGCAGAUUGUUGAGGUGGUCUCCCGUGUACUGGCGGGCGAAGACGACAACCAACGGUUAGGUCGGAUGGCCCGCAUGUUGGGCGCGAAGGAGGUCUUUCGAGGAAAGACCCGCUGGAAAUAUGAUGACAUUCAUCGCCUCUGCGGGAUGAAUGAGUGCGUGAAGCAAUGUGGAUUCGGAAGUGACUAUACAAAGGAUGAGGCUGUUGUUCGGAUGCAUCGCAAUCUCGGUUCAGCCUUCUGGAUGGACAGACCUCUUUCUUCUCAGCUUCUUCAUUAUGCCGCGCAGGAUAUCAAGAUGAUUUCCUUGAUUUACGAGCACUUCACCACGGCAGGGUUGCUCAAAGACAACAUGCUCCCCCUUCUCUUGGACCAGUGCAAGCGUUACGUUUCUCUUCACCAACAGUCAGGGCGGGUAGAACAGGGGAAUUCGUUCAGGAGCAACGGCUUUCUCCCCCUCGACAUUCUCAAGAUGCCUUCUCAGGACCGACGUGUUUGCUCUGGAUGCAACAGAUUCAUAUCUGCGAAAUAUUUCAACGUCGGAGACAAGUGCCGCGUUUGUCAGGCAGUGAUACUCAAGGAGAUGCUGGCCAGAGACAAGGAGUUAGAGAAGACUCGGAAGACCACCAAGAAUAGAGACGCGUAG